AUGGCGAACGCAACAAAAGACUAUGGUGACCUCAGAGUCACUAUGACCUCAGCAUUUGACUGGGUAUGGAGCGAUAAGGGCAGUGGAGCUUCGAAGGACUUUGAAGCCUACCACCCCAAAGCUCAGGGAAAUUUGCGUCCUCUAGGAUCUGUUGGGUUUUCUUCAUAUGGUGACAGGAAUGGCAGCAUUGCUGUUCUACUUGUUGGCAAAAACCCAAGUUCUACAGGUACAGCAGCAGUCGCUAGUCCUACCGGCUAUGAUUUGAUUUGGCGUGACGAGAAAAGCGGGGGGAGUUACAACGGAUCUUUCUGGAGGCCUAGAGCACCCAGUGGGUACGUCUCACUUGGAGAUGUAUGUUCAGGAUCUUGGAGUGCCCCUAGCACUGACAAGAUUUGGUGUGUUCGUUCUGAUCUGGUUCAUACCUCGGAUUACUUCAGAGCCAAGGUUUGGGAUGAUCGAGGCUCAGGAGCUAAAUCCGAUUGUUCUGUGUGGGAAAUUGGACUCCCUUUUAUGGGCGUGAAUGGGGGAGAAAAAAUCCCGAUCUCAUCCGAGACUUUCCGCGCCAACAACAGCUGGUCUGAGCCCAACAGUGGCCUCGCACAAGUUCUCACCCUACCAAACCCCAAAAAUUUCACAGAAUUCACUGCUCCCCCACCAUCUUUCACGAAACACAAUAUCCCGAAAGGUGGCGAUGUAUUCAACCGCAUUGAUCAAUGCCAAGUCACACUUCCUUUCAGCAUCUUUUUUCCCCCCACAGACGCAGCAAGCCUUAGAACCAUCAGCUAUCCAUUCUGCCGUCUCGCUAGAAAAAUAGCUUGGUAUGUCCACACGGCGCACACCAAUAACAGUGGAGGCCAGAUUUCCGACUCCACCACAGUUACAAAAGGUGUCAGCAAGACGCUAGCAGAAGAGAUGACACACUCCGCAGGAGUUUCCAUCUCUGCCUCGUACGGUAUCAAGGGUUUCGGCAUGGAUGUUAGUCUCAACUAUCAAUUUACAUCGACCAAUUCCUCCUCCUUCACCGAGUACGAGGACAAUACGCGCACGCAGGGGUAUACUGUUCCGCCAUAUGAAGCCACUGUUUUCCUCUGCAAGCGGAUUUGGAUUCAGGCCACUCGCGCAGAUGGAUCUAUCGUUCUCAGAGAAAUCAACUUCAACGCCAACGACGACAUCCAUCUUAUCGGGGUCUCUCUUAAGUAG
This is a messenger RNA of Botrytis deweyae, 1200 nucleotides long. RefSeq lists its product as uncharacterized. The transcript has a single exon. Lineage: Eukaryota; Fungi; Ascomycota; Leotiomycetes; Helotiales; Sclerotiniaceae. The record is from RefSeq and is a predicted model, not a curated record. The coding region runs from base 1 to 1200 and encodes 399 amino acids.